ACUUGGAGUGGAAAAUUAUCUAUGUGGGCUCUGCCGAAAGUGAAGAAUACGAUCAAGUUUUAGACUCUGUUUUAGUGGGCCCCGUUCCUGCAGGAAGGCAUAUGUUUGUUUUUCAGGCUGAUGCACCAAAUCCAGGACUCAUUCCAGAUGCAGAUGCAGUGGGGGUAACAGUUGUGCUAAUUACUUGUACCUAUCGAGGUCAAGAAUUUAUUAGAGUUGGCUACUAUGUAAAUAAUGAAUAUACUGAAACAGAAUUAAGGGAAAAUCCACCAGUAAAACCAGAUUUUUCUAAGCUUCAAAGAAAUAUUUUGGCAUCUAAUCCCAGAGUCACAAGAUUCCACAUUAACUGGGAAGAUAACACAGAAAAACUGGAAGAUGCAGAGAGCAGUAAUCCAAAUCUACAGUCCCUUCUUUCAACAGAUGCAUUACCUUCAGCAUCAAAGGGAUGGUCCACGUCAGAAAACUCACUGAAUGUCAUGUUAGAAUCCCACAUGGACUGCAUGUGACCAGGUGCCAUCCCAGUAGUACAGAUUAAGCUAUUAAAAACAGAACUAUUUCCCUGAAGUUCCGUAAGUACAUAGUCAAGGUGAAAUGUGAAGAGAAUUUGUUUAAAAACAUCCUGUAGAAAGUUUAUAAGAAAACCAGUAUUUGAGCAAAUUGUGGAAUAUAAAUACAACUAUUUUUAAGUACUUUCUUUCUCUAAUGUGUUAUUUUAUUUGUUCAUGAAACUAAUCUGGUUAAAGUAUAUAUAUAUUAUUUUCUUCUUUAUAUGUAAUUAAAGCACUUAUAAAAAGAAAACUUAUCAAUUAUUAGACCAGGUUGUGAAGGUGUUUUAGCCUCUUGGACAGUAAUACUUUUUACUAGCCUUUAAAAGAACAAAGUUUACUUCAACUAAAAUGCUUUUUCCUGUGAAGACAGUGUCCUUUCAAUUUAAGGAGCAAACUUCCAUACUGUAGUAAAAAGAAAAAAAAAAAGAGAGAUGU
Cricetulus griseus (Chinese hamster) is the source of this 983-nucleotide messenger RNA. The record is from RefSeq and is a predicted model, not a curated record. Lineage: Eukaryota; Metazoa; Chordata; Mammalia; Rodentia; Cricetidae.